This is a messenger RNA of Hippocampus zosterae (dwarf seahorse), 2303 nucleotides long. RefSeq names its product fasciculation and elongation protein zeta 1 (zygin I) (gene fez1). The record is from RefSeq and is a predicted model, not a curated record. NCBI's taxonomy places the organism in Eukaryota, Metazoa, Chordata, Actinopteri, Syngnathiformes, Syngnathidae. Bases 319 to 1539 code for a protein of 406 amino acids. Gene Ontology annotation, cellular component: cytoplasm; axon. The transcript is spliced from 10 exons.
GCAGGCGCUGCGUGAGCUGGGCUGACCGCCUAUUGAUGGGAAAACAAGCGACUGGAGGAGGACAGAUCAGGGCGGCUGUGGGCAAACGUGUGAGGGAAGGGAUACGGACGGAGCUUCAAGACAUCUCGAUUGCCCUUACUUUUUUCAAGAUUGCCUCUUAUUCACUGUGGUUUUGAAUGUAGCAUCUGAUCCUCGGUGAGAUUAGCACCAGAGCAAGGCUGAGACAGCGCCUAUUCUUGCCUGAGAAGGUCCUGCCAACAAACAGGAACAUCACAUCCUCCAUUGCAGGGCUCAGAAACUGACUCACCAGGGGAUACCAUGGAAGCCCCUCUUGUUUGUUUGGAUGAGGAGUUUGAAGACCUCCGGCCUUGCCGUAUCGAGGAGUUUGACCACCCGGCACUCAACCACCCCUCUUACACCACCAGCACCGUCCCGUUGGUUUCCAUCACCCGAGAGGAUUUCUCCGAGCUGGAGAACUUUUCUGAGAUGAUGAGCUUCAAGUCGAUGGAGGACCUGGUCAAUGAGUUUGAUGAGAAGCUCAACGUCUGCUUCCACAAUUACAACACCAAGACCGAGGGCCUGGCGCCGAUACGCAACCAGACACAAAACCAAGAGGAUGAGGAGCGGCUGCAGGAUGAAGAUGUGUGGGACGCUCUAACUGACAAUUACAUAGCUGCAUGGGACGGUGCCGACUCUGAGGGAUUCAACGGAAAUCUUUCUGACAAAGAGAUCCAUGAAAAGGAGGAGGAAGAAAUGAAUGAAAAGAACGACAAUGCCAACUGUUUGAACGAAGAGCCUCUCAUCACAGCAGAUCAGGUCAUUGAGGAGAUAGCGGAGAUGAUGGAAAACUCCCCAGACCCUGGCGAAACCGAAGAAGAGGAUGAAGAGGAGAGCAGCGUUUGCUCCUCUAGGACUCGCCCGUCCCUGCUGGAGGAGAUACGACAACUGUCCCAGGCCUCCAACAACAACUGCUCUUAUGAAGGCUUAAGUUUGAUGCCCAGUUCCGCGUUGGUUGAGCUGUUGCACCGCGUGGAAGCCGCAAUCCGAGAGUACUCCGAGGAACUGGUCAGUCAGCUGGCGAGGCGCGACGAGCUGGAAUUUGAAAAAGAGGUGAAGAACACGUUCAUCACCGCCCUGAUCGAGGUGCAGAACAGGGUGAAGGAGCAGCGAGACAGUAGCAAACGCCGACGCCGGGAUAAAGCUUUGAGCCUGCAGGGAGGAGUGAGUGCGGUGUCUGUGAACGCUGGCAAUACUAGCACUGCUGCUCGCGUGGAGAAAACGGCAAGCAUGCCUGUCAAGCGCUUCAGUAUGGAAGGACUGUCCAACAUCCUGCAGACGGGCAUCAGGCAGACUUUUGGGAGCACAGGGAAUGAGAAACAGUAUCUGAACACUGUCAUCCCUUACGAGAAGAAAGGCAGCCCACCAUCUGUUGAUGACCUGCAGAUGCUCACAAAAAUUCUUUUCGCCAUAAAAGAAGACAGCGAGAAGGUGCCUACCCUGCUAACUGACUACAUAUUAAAAGUCUUGUGUCCUACCUAAAAGCAUCGUCCCAGCCUGGGGGGCCACAGUGUGACAGGGACCUCCUCCUUUUGCCGCUGGCCCGAGCAGCAUGACCCUUGACCCACCUCCUCAUUGGCCAUUAUCCCACAGCAUCGACAUCAUUGUAUUCACUUCAACUAUGACGACUGCCUCUUGCUGAGCUCAUCCUUCUCCCUCCUUGCACUUAAUCAUGCUUUCGCCAGCCACUGAAAUAUUCAAUGUGGGACAGCCAGACCCCUCUUUCAAAGGACUUCACAAAUGGAGCAUGACUUGCUGCAUUUUAAUCCCGUUUUCGUUAAUAUUUAUUCUCAUCAUAAUUCACGAGAGGAACACUGCAUUCAUAAACGAAAACCCUCCCUGUAUUGUUUCAAUUAAAAGGAAUUGAUUUGAAUACACAGGCCAAGCACUGUUUUCUGACCACUGUCGCGGAAUGAGAGAACAACAACAAUUCAGGUGCAGUGCAUUAUUCUUGUUUCCUGUUCCUUUAUUUCACUGCGAAAUCGCAGUAUUUUGUAAUCUCUUUUCAUUUGUAUCAAACCUUUGAUAGAAAGUGAUUUUUCUACUUUCGUUUAAGUGUCACCAGAGUGACGGGCUGCCGUGUAUUCCGUAUGAAUCCGUUCAAAUGGACACGUUCCACAUUUAACCUCGGAUGUGGACCCUAGAGGUCGACUCGUCCAAGAAAAGUGCAAACAUUCGCAUAUUGAGAUGUGUAAAUGAAUCAUACAUUGCUGAAGUGCAACUUCUAAUAAACACGCUACCCUCAA